Molecule: messenger RNA, 816 nt
Organism: Clonostachys rhizophaga
Lineage: Eukaryota; Fungi; Ascomycota; Sordariomycetes; Hypocreales; Bionectriaceae
Source: the annotation of a GenBank genome assembly
AUGGCCGGAGCUGGUCAAAGUACUUAUGACCCGGACGACGUCCUCGUUAUUGUCUGCUCGACAUUAGCUCUGUACAAUGCUUUCGAGCUCCUCGCCCUCAUUUUUAUGACUUUUAAACGAUACAAGAGCCUUUACUUUUGGAGCCUUUGUUUUGCAUCAUUUGGCAUCCUCCCUUACUGUAUUGGCUGGUUUGUUGCUUAUUUCAAACUUACCUUUCUCUGGGUUGGUAUGAUUUUCGCUCAAAUUGGAUGGGCUCUACUAGUAUCAGGCCAAUCCAUGGUUCUCUAUUCCCGAUUGCACCUGGUUCUUAACGAUCCUAGCAUACUUCGCAUCGUCUUGUGGAUGAUAAUCCUGAACGGUCUCGUUUGGCAUGUCUCGAUUACAGUCCUAGUAUUCGGGUCAGUUUACAGCCCCGCGCAAAGCCAAGCUGGAUUUAACUCUGUCUUCAACGUCCUGGAAAAAGUCCAGAUGUCCUUUUUCUGCCUCCAGGAGUUCAUUCUCUCCGGUCUCUAUAUCUGGAAGGCAUGGGAUAUUCUUAGGACAGCCUUAACCAGCCAACAACGACUUCUACAGCAGCUUUUUGCUAUCAACGUCUUUAUUAUGGUUAUAGAUGUUGCACUUCUUGUUAUCGAAUAUAAGAGCUUAUUUCUCUGGGAGCAAGGUGUUAAAGCUGUCACCUAUUCUAUCAAGCUCAAGCUCGAAUUCGCGAUAUUGGGCCAGCUUAUCGAGUUCAUGCAGCGUAGGGACAGCGCUAGUCCUGGUGGACAAUCAAACUAUACUAUAUCUAACCCUAACAUUUCAAGGAUAUAUGUAUAG